Messenger RNA from Annulohypoxylon maeteangense, 917 nucleotides. RefSeq names its product putative RHO3 protein. The transcript is spliced from 3 exons. The coding region runs from base 120 to 755 and encodes 211 amino acids. Gene Ontology annotation, molecular function: GTPase activity; GTP binding. Gene Ontology annotation, biological process: small GTPase-mediated signal transduction. Lineage: Eukaryota; Fungi; Ascomycota; Sordariomycetes; Xylariales; Hypoxylaceae. The record is from RefSeq and is a predicted model, not a curated record.
GUCGCAUCGCCGAGCCCAUCAAUUCGAUCAACCUUUAAAUCGCCCCCUUAGUGUUUGCCUGAAGUUUACAUUUUUCCCCCACGCCUAUAUUCUGUUGAAAUUCUAGCGGCGAAAUAAAAAUGCCGUCGCUUUGUGGAUUAGGAGGGUCCAAGACCGUUCAGCGAAAGCUAGUACUUCUAGGUGAUGGUGCUUGCGGAAAGACAUCGUUACUGAACGUCUUCACGAGAGGAUACUUCCCGACAGUUUAUGAGCCUACGGUCUUCGAAAACUACGUUCACGAUAUCUUUGUGGAUAACGUGCAUAUCGAGCUGUCAUUAUGGGAUACCGCGGGUCAAGAAGAAUUCGACCGUUUGCGAAGUCUCUCCUACGAUAAUACCGACGUCGUCGUACUCUGCUUCAGUGUCGAUAGCAAAGAUUCGUUAGAAAACGUGGAAAGCAAAUGGGUCGGCGAGAUCCAGGAGAAUUGCCCCGGCGUCAAGUUAGUCUUGGUAGCCCUAAAGUGUGAUCUGCGAGAGAACGGGGAAGAGGAUGAAGAAGGGGGUGCUAGCGGAACGGACGGUCCCCAACGAGAAAAGAAGCCGAUGAUCGACUACAACCAAGGGUUAGACGUUGCACGACGUAUUAAAGCGAUGAGGUACCUCGAGUGUUCGGCCAUGAGAAAUCGCGGCGUGAACGAAGCCUUUACCGAGGCUGCCCGAGUAGCCCUCAGCGUCAAACCCAGUGGCGAGGGUGAUUCCAAAUGUGUUGUCAUGUAAUACCGAGACGGAUCGACACCCACAAACUCGACACGAAUUUCCUUCUUUACCGGCCGUGGACAAGCGCAGGAGUCUGGGACCAUGAGAAUAUUCCCCUUUUCUUUUCAGCUGUACUUACAGCACAGUACGCCAGAUUGUGUUUGACGAACCCUAUUUUGUACC